This is a messenger RNA of Hyaena hyaena (striped hyena), 1630 nucleotides long. RefSeq names its product kinesin family member 25 (gene KIF25). The record is from RefSeq and is a predicted model, not a curated record. Gene Ontology annotation, molecular function: microtubule motor activity; microtubule binding; ATP binding. Gene Ontology annotation, biological process: microtubule-based movement. NCBI's taxonomy places the organism in Eukaryota, Metazoa, Chordata, Mammalia, Carnivora, Hyaenidae.
CAGGGCUGACGCUGGGGGCGCUUCUGGGAGCAGCGGGCCAAGCAGCUGCAGCGGCAGGUGCAGGCCAGAGACGAGCGGAUAGUUGAUCUGGAAACGGAAAAUGCAGGUCUUCGCCUGAGGCUGGCGCAGUUCUCUGUGUUCUUGUUUUGUAGAUGCUGAAGCAAGACGUAAGGGCGCUGCACGCCUCUUUUCUGGAAGCUCUCGGAAACUGCUGGGACCGCCUGCGGGCGGGUCUCUCUGAAGUGGCCCCGAGGGUCCAGGGAGCGCAGCUGGGCCAGCAGGCUGUGCUGUCCUGGCGGCCCAGGGCGGCCCACCUGGAGCGGCGCCUGCGGGAAGCGGACGCGCGGAACCAGCUGGAGAAGCAGAGGAGGAAGGGGCUUCACAACCGCCUUGUGGAGCUGAUGGGCAACAUCAGAGUUCACUGUCGGAUCCGCCCUUUGUUGCCUUUUGAUAAGGAAUUCGAUGACCCAGCCUCACAGAGCAGCUCCGGGCUGGCGGGAGUGGUCCACGCCGUCGAUGACGAAACAGUCCUGGUGAAACGCGACCGGCCUGCUCACCCCCUGAUUAAUAAGACAUACAGUUUUGAGAGAGUUUACGGUCCAGCAGAAUCCCAGCAAGUGGUGUUUGAGGAUGUGUGUCCCCUGCUCACGUCGCUCUUGGACGGGUAUAAUGUCUGCAUCAUGGUAGGACAGACGGGCUGCGGCCAGACCUACACCAUGCUGGGGCCGCAGCCCCGGGCGGUCCUGCCCAGGGCCGCCGGGGAGCUCUUCAGGCUUAUCUCAGAAAACCCGUCAAGGAGCCUGAAGGUCGACGUGUCCAUUGUGGAAGUUUACAAUAACGACGUUUUUGACCUUCUGGCCAAAGACGGUCGCACGGCAGCGUCUGGGCCCAAGUGUGAGGCGCCGACCGCCGAGGGGACGAAGCAGGAGGUCCAUCUGCUGACCCGAGCGGCGAAGCUGGCCGCCUCAGUGCACGCCACCUCUUCACGAUCCCACCCGAUAAUCACGGCCACUCUGACCGCAGCCACUGGCCGUGGCAGCCCCGCGCCGCUGAGGGGGCUUCGCGGGCACCCCGGGGGAGCCGAGCCGCGGCCCCACAGGCCACCGCCGGACGGGAGCGGGCGGAGCCCCUCCGGGGGCAGAGCCUCGCCGGGGGCCCCGGGGGCCCAGCGACCCGCGGAGCAGGCGCACGCCAAGCUGCAGCGCGUGGACCUGGCGGGCAGCGAGUGUGUGGGUGCGUCUGCAGUGACAGGACCGGCCCUGAGGGAGACUUCGUACAUCAACCGGAGCCUGGCGGCCCUGGCGGAGCGCAGAGGCCACAUCCCCUACCGGAACAGCAAGCUCACCCACUUCCUCCAGGACGCUCUCGGUGGUGACGCGAAGCUGCUGGUGAUCCUGUGUGUGUCCCCCUGCCGGAAGCACGUGGCGGAGACGCUGCGCUGCCUGGGCUUUGCCCGGGCGAGGCAAGUCCAGCGCAGCCAAGCCCGAGGGGGCCGUCCCGCCCCCCGAAAACCCAGGUGAAGGAGACGCGGAAGCCGGGUCGCAAGUGGUGAUGGGCUUUCCCCCCUCAAAAUGAGUUUCCUGUUAUGACUGGACAACAAACGUGCCCUAAAAUAAGCUCAUUUAUUUCA